This is a messenger RNA of Drosophila erecta, 4168 nucleotides long. RefSeq names its product adenylate cyclase type 3 (gene Ac3). The transcript is spliced from 18 exons. The coding region runs from base 468 to 3971 and encodes 1167 amino acids. Lineage: Eukaryota; Metazoa; Arthropoda; Insecta; Diptera; Drosophilidae. Gene Ontology annotation, biological process: cAMP biosynthetic process; intracellular signal transduction; adenylate cyclase-activating G protein-coupled receptor signaling pathway. Gene Ontology annotation, molecular function: adenylate cyclase activity. Gene Ontology annotation, cellular component: plasma membrane. The record is from RefSeq and is a predicted model, not a curated record.
ACUUGGCAAUGGUGAAAUGAAAAGGUAGUCAUAAAAGAGAAAGUGGUAGCGGGGUAGAGAGCAGCGAGAGACAGAGGAGAAAGCGAAAGAGCGGAAGAAAUUCUCUUAUUACGGCUACCGUAGUCGAAUGCUGCAAAAAGGUACAACUUCGUAUAAAUGGAUCAAUGGAUAAAUGGAGUUAUGACAAAACAAUUUAAGUUUUCUAUCCAACUAGAAAAUCCAAUUUUCUGUAAUCGUUAACGCGUAAAAACUACUUGUUAUAUUACAGAGGCGCAAAACUAUUAUAAUAUUUUUAUGUUUUAUUGCAAAAAAUGUAUUCUUGAGUGCCAAUCAUUGCGUAGACACAUACAUAUGCAGUUUUUAGGUCCUUCACAUCAUAAACAAAUAAGGCAAGGACAUGGUUUAGCUUUAUUAAUAAAACACGAAUAACAAAAAAGGUCGCCGAACAACGAAGCUAGACAGAACAGAUGGAAGCAAAUUUGGAGAAAGGUCAGAUGACGACCGCAUCGACAAGCAAAUCGCCCUCGCAGCGUCAGACAACAUCCCGUCGGCGGCAAAACGACAGUGAUGUGGCCGGAGGAGUGGGAAUCACCGGUGGUGGAGUCGUCAUUCUGCCACAGCACGUGCUUAACGAACUCUACCACAACUACUCCAUCAAACAACGCCGCAGUGGAUUGAAGUGGUUUGUCUUCGCGGCCGUAUUGUUCAACUUUUGGACCAUCGGAAUACCAUGGGAUCAGGCGGCCCCUACGAGAGUGGUCAACUGUUGUAUGCUGGUGGCGUACUUGGCAUUAACAGCGCUCCUUUACAUUGGACGACGUUCUGAUCGACCGGCACUGAGGCGCUUGCACCAAAUACUCUUGAUUAUUGUACCACGGGCACUGUGGCUAUUAAGCAUUGUACAUUUUACCGUCUAUAUUAUUCUGCAACCUAGUUUUUCACCAAGGGACCUUCUUGGCUGGGCCAUCCUUCUAAAUUUCUUGGUCUAUGUGACGCUGCCAUUACAGCUCAUUUUCCUUGGUCUGUCGAUUGGAUGUAUCACAUAUUUUAUUUGUCUUAGUCUGCCUGUUGGCUAUUCUCACUGGGACUCGCUACUCUCGAACCAGUUAGCGGCUAACGCUGUUUUAAUAGCCACGGCAGCGCUCAUUGGCCUUUUGUACUACUUUAUGGGUGAGGCGAAACAGAAACGAGCCUUCCUCGAAGCCAAAAAGAGCCUCGAAGUAAAAAUGGUCAUAGAGGAACAGUCGGCCGAGCAGGAGCGUCUGCUUUUGUCUGUGCUGCCCAAGCACGUGGCUAUUAAGAUGCGGGAAGAUUUGGGAUCAUCCAGUUCCGAGGCUUUUAAAAAAAUCUACAUGAGUCGGCACGAGAAUGUAAGCAUACUAUAUGCGGAUAUUGUUGGCUUUACCGCUAUCUCCUCCACGUAUAGUGCCCAAGAUUUGGUAAAAAUGCUUAACGAGCUCUUUGCGCGUUUCGAUAGGCUUGCCGAGAAAUAUCAACAAUUGCGCAUUAAGAUUCUUGGUGAUUGCUAUUAUUGCAUUAGCGGUGCCCCUGAUGAGCGUCCAGAUCACGCCGUCAUGUGCGUGCACAUGGGACUCUCCAUGGUAAAGGCCAUUAAGUAUGUGCAGCAGAAGGCCAACUCACCUGUUGAUAUGCGAGUGGGCAUUCACACUGGAGCCGUGCUCGCCGGCAUUCUCGGGCAGCGGCAGUGGCAAUUUGACGUUUACUCAAAGGACGUAGAACUGGCUAAUAAAAUGGAAUCGAGCGGAAAAGCUGGACGCGUUCACAUUUCGGACAAAACGCUUGCAUUUCUGAACGGCGAAUUCGAAGUGGAGCCCGCCUUUGGGGAGAAACGGGAGGAGCUGUUGCGUAUUGCUGGACUAAAGACGUAUUUUAUUACCAAAGUAGUUAAGGCGUUUUCAUCGCCAUGUGCCAAAAAAAUAAAUGAAUCCCAGGAUGAAAUCUCACCCUCCAGUCCUAAUGGAUCGAUGAACGAUAUUGUUUCAGAAGAAGAUGACAACGAUGCCACAUUAGACGACGAAGAGCUCCUGGCGCAGAAUUCUUUAUCCAAUGGACACCAAAUAGUGACUACAGUGACUGCAGACGAAGAGGAGCAGGUGAAAUUGGAGAACUUCAAACAACGAUUGAAAGAUGAACUGGUAACGCGCGACGGACAUGAAAACCUAACCAAGGACACUAACAUAUUCUUGCGCUUCAAAAACCCGCAGCUGGAGCAAUCGUACGCCGUAUAUAGAGAGCCGUACAGUUCACUUCCGCUUCUUGCCGCUCUAAUGGUGCAGUGCAUUGAUGUGUUAUACUCAUACUUAGUCCUGCCGAGAUCUACCCUGCAUUUCAUUAACAUAGCUGCGCCGUUGGUACCGAUCGCCAUGCUGGUAGUGAUCAGCCUUGCCGAGAGCUUUGGCGGCAUGCUGCCCAAGUUUUUCGUAGAUGUGAGCAAGCGCUUCAAUGACAUAACCUUUGUUCGCGAGCUGGCUGCCAUAAUUAUUGCACUCACCAUUGGCUUCAGUAACGUUAUCGACAUGUUCUUUUUCGUCACCUUCGUGCGUACCGAGCAUAUUGUGAGUGAAAGCGAGUUCAAUGUAACGGCGAGCCUAGAUAGCGAUAUAGCCGUGGAGAUGGAGGCGAUUGUUACCGCAGAACACCUACUUCCGGCAUCAUUUGUGGAACAAAUGCGCGAGGCUGUGCCCCCGGAACGAGUUCUAUAUCCGUCCUACUUAAGUAACUUUGGAGUACUUAUAUUAAUUGCGAUCGCCGUGAUUGCCCAACUUACUCAUCUUACGAAGAUUUUGCUGCUAUUGUCCAUUGCAGCUUUGCAUUGCUAUUUCAAUAUAUUCAUCAUGCAGGAUCUUUAUGCUCUAGAGGAUGAUUUUGAACAUCAACCUAUUAUAUCUACGCGAUAUGCUGCUUCAGGACUUCUGCUAGUGGCUGCUCUGGCGCUAAGCACCUUGGCAAGACACAUGGACCAUGAAGAUAGGGUCAUUUUCAAAUGGAAAACUGAGGUGGCCGAGCAAAAGGAGACCGCAAACGAUAUGCGGCAGCGAAAUGAGGCUUUGGUCUACAAUGUCUUACCUGUCCAUGUGGCAGAGCACUUCAUGAAGAACACUAAACGCUCUCAUGAUGAUCUUUAUUCUCAGAGCUAUGCUGAAGUUGGGGUAUUAUUCGCCAGCAUGCCAAACUUUUCUGAUUUCUAUUCCGAAGAAACUGUAAACAACCAGGGUUUGGAGUGUUUACGAUUUCUCAAUGAGGUUAUCUCAGAUUUUGAUGCUUUGUUGGAGCUGCCCCAAUUCCAAGACAUCAUCAAGAUAAAAACUAUUGGUUCCACAUAUAUGGCUGCCAGUGGGAUAAAUCAGCAGAGAACUCUUAGAAAUGACGCCCCCAUUACAGAAAGGUGGUCUCACCUAGCCAUUUUGGUGGAGUUUGCAUUGGAACUGAAACACGCCUUGCAUGGCAUCAACGAGCAGUCGUUCAAUCACUUCGUUCUCAAGAUGGGGAUCAAUCAUGGACCGAUCACGGCUGGCGUUAUUGGCGCACGUAAGCCGCAUUACGACAUCUGGGGUAAUACGGUGAAUGUGGCAUCGCGAAUGGAGAGCACAGGAAAGGCAGGCGCCAUUCAGGUCACAGAGGAUACCUGCAAUAUUUUACAACCGUUUGGUUACAAAUUCCUUCAGCGUGGUCUGGUAGCUGUCAAAGGAAAGGGACAGUUGAUGACAUUUUAUCUGCAGGGUAAGUCCCAGCCGAGUGCUGAGCCGGUACCCCCCGGCGUAGUCGAUCUCAAUGGGCUGGAUUCGUCUGCCCUAGAAUCCACAAGCGAACUGGAGGCCUCAGACAUUAAGAUGCCCCUGCUGAAGAUGAAUGUCCAAGAGCAAUCGGUGGGAAUCGACCAAGAUCAGAGCUUGAGAAAUGAAAGUGAGGGCCAAGAGGGGGUGGGAGAAUUUCAGUCUUUGCUAGAAUAAUUAGCUUGUCAUUCUUAUAAACUAGAUUCUGUAUAAACGUGUAACCAGGAUGGAUAUGGAUGUGGAUGUGUGUGUGGCCGUGUUAAAAAAGUUAACUAUUUUGAAGAAAUUAUUUUUGCAAUAAAUUUGCUUUUGCCUCAGUAUUCGUGUGAUAUUCCAUGCCAGAUGAUUAAUGAAAGAAAUAAACAAAAUUCGAA